Molecule: messenger RNA, 1680 nt
Organism: Ceraceosorus bombacis
Lineage: Eukaryota; Fungi; Basidiomycota; Exobasidiomycetes; Ceraceosorales; Ceraceosoraceae
Source: the annotation of a GenBank genome assembly
AUGAAGCUCGCCAAGUGGUCGCUCCUUGCAACGUUGUCCAUCGCUUCCACGCUCGUAGCGGCCGACCCUUACCCGCUACCCAGCAAAGACGACUUUUAUCAGGUGCCCGGCAACGUCAAUCAGUACAACAAUGGCGACAUUAUCGCCGCUCGCGAGGUCACUCGCGACAUGAAUCGUUACAUUUCACGCCUGCUGCUCACUUCCAGCUAUCAGGUCCUGUACCGUACAACAGAUGCUACGGGCAAGCCAGAUGCAACCGUGGCUACUUUGUUCCGCCCGAGAAGAGCUUUGGAUGGCCCGCCAAAGAUAAUCGCUCAUAGCUUGUACGCCGAAGCGCCCGCUAGGGACUGUGCUGUCUCUUUCGGCCUCAUCGAAGGAAAUCGCAAGGAGCCGCGCAAUUCCGGACAGGAACAGCCUGGCAUCUUCAUCAGCCAGCUAUUGCAAAAAGGUUAUUACGUGAGUCUUACCUGGACUUGGCUGAUGGUCCAUCUUGCUGACACUCGUGUCGGUGCACAGGUCGUCACCUCAGACUACAGCGGCUCCCAGGGAGCUGUUGGCGUCGGUCCUCAGGGAGGCCGCGCAAUCCUUGAUUCCAUCACCGCAAUGGUCAGCCAUAAGCCCACCGUUGAAGGCGCGUCGGACUACAAAGCUAUCAUGACUGGUCAGGCCGCUGGCGGUCUGGUGACAGCCUGGGCUGCUCAGCUGCACAAGGAGUACGCACCCAACGUCAAGCUCGUUGGAGCCAGCUUUGGCAGUGUGCCCAUCAGUCACGAACUUGAAGCGCGCAGACUGAACGGCACAGAGGGUGCCGGCAUCGUCGUCGCCGGUCUAGUUGGCGUUGCGAAUGCAUAUCCUAGCGUCUUGCGAUUCUACCAGCAAGAUUUGAAACCAGAAGGUAUGCAAGCUUUCGAGACUGUCAAGACCGAUGGCGGGUGCCUGCAAAGUAUUCUCGAAACGUACAAAAAUGUUUCCAUCUUCAGUUAUUUCAAAUCCGGCGAAAGGUUUCUAGACAAGCCUGUGAUCAAGCAAGCAAAUCUGGCAAUGUAUCUGGGCGCAAGAGGACGCCGCGACGAUCUUGGCAGCCGCAUCCCAUACUACAUUUUCCACGGCGCGAAAGAUGUGGUGGUGCCCAUCAAGCCAAUGAAAGAUUACGUCAAGAAGCAGUGCGCAGCAGGAGCACGAAUCGAGUUUUCUGUCAAUCCUGAUGGAGAUCACGAGUCCGAGCUCACUGCAAGCCUUCCAGGCCAAAUGGACUUCAUUGAAAAGACUUUUGGAGGUCAGAAUAAUCAGACAGGUUGUACUGACACCACUCACGGAGACGACAAUCAAGGCUCCUUGGGCGGUCUUGGAUCUGCAGGAGGUGGUGGACUUCUUGGUGGCGGUGGCCUCGGCGGGAAUCGUGGCGGAGGCGGAAUGGGGGGAGGGCUUUCUAGUGGCGGAAGCGGACAGGGAGGUGGCGGUGGCGGAACCGGUGGAGGUCUUCUUGGUGGCGGUGGCCUCGGCGGGAGCCGUGGUGGAGGCGGAACGGGGGGCGGAUUCCCUGGAGGCGGUGGCCUUGGCGGAGGCGGGAUGGGAGCAGGUCUUCCUAGCGGCGGUGGCCUUGGCGGAGGAGGAACAGGGGGAGGGUCUGGAAGACUGCGGAAGAGGGCGACGAAACAUCGGGCUCGCACGGCGAUUUGA